This is a messenger RNA of Anopheles arabiensis, 1114 nucleotides long. RefSeq lists its product as uncharacterized. Gene Ontology annotation, molecular function: lipase activity. The coding region runs from base 92 to 991 and encodes 299 amino acids. The record is from RefSeq and is a predicted model, not a curated record. The transcript has 4 exons. NCBI's taxonomy places the organism in Eukaryota, Metazoa, Arthropoda, Insecta, Diptera, Culicidae.
CUAUUCAGUUUUAACAAAUCCAUAGCAACCUACAAUCUCCAUUCCAUUAGUGCACUACGCGAGCUUACUGAAACCCCCGACACCCGUUACCAUGGUGAGCAGCGUGUGGUUGGUGCCGGUGCUCGUGUUCGGUGUACAUUACGCUUCCGCUUGGGGAACGACCAAUUAUAAUUUCGAUGCGGACAUCUCCUUCCUCAUCUACGAUUGGACGCAAAGCAAGUUCGCGCAGCAAACCACCGCCGAGACGAACUUUGCCACGUUCGGGUGUAAGCCGGCGGAACCGUUUGUGGUCGUGGUGCACGGCUGGACGGAGGGCUGCAGCAACACCCAGUGGGUGCGGGACACGCUCAACAACUUCAUCAUCCACCGGAAGGGGUGCAUUCUCUGCCUGGACUACAGUGUCAUUGCCGAUGGGAACGAUUACUUUACCGUCGCCAAACUGAUGGAACCGAUCGCACGGACGCUCGAGAAGAAGCUGCGCCAGCUGUUUACGUUUGGCAUUGCGCCGGCUAGCGGGAUGGUGUACGGGUUCAGUCUUGGAGCGCAUGUCGCGUUCCAGGCCGGGCGCAAUCUUGCCCCCCAAAAGCUGGGUCGCAUUGAUGCUUGCGAUCCGGUGGGUAUUGCUUUCGACAAGAACGACACGUACACGGCACUGCGCGUAACGGAUUCGGCCACCGAGGUGCAGUGUAUACACACGAGCAGCGAUAUUGGGACGACUCGGCGCGACUGCCACAAGGACUGGAUCAUGGGCUACUGCGGUUGGGUGCAGUUCGCUGCCGGGCUGAAAACAUCGCACGAGCUGUGUCCGAUCUUUUACAAUGCGGCGUUCUGGUUCGACUUUAAGGCGGUGUACAAUCCGUACGUGUGUCCUACGUCGCGUGCCGUCAGCUCGUGGCCAGCCGGGUUCAAGAUGGGCUACUUUAUGCCGCAGGGAACCACACUGAUGGGAGACCUGUUCUCGAAGACGAUGGCAAAAUAUCCUUACAAUUGAAAUUUUGAUGACAGCGCUUGCAAUAUAGGAGGGAGUUCUGAAUAAUUAAUCUUUUUACUAAAGCACAUUAUUCGAAUUUUAUGACAAAUAAAUCAACUCACAUAAGGAUGAAUGCAUCAAAAA